Messenger RNA from Dacryopinax primogenitus, 1107 nucleotides. Its product is annotated as Clavaminate synthase-like protein. Bases 1 to 1002 code for a protein of 333 amino acids. Lineage: Eukaryota; Fungi; Basidiomycota; Dacrymycetes; Dacrymycetales; Dacrymycetaceae. Gene Ontology annotation, molecular function: dioxygenase activity. The record is from RefSeq and is a predicted model, not a curated record. The transcript has 4 exons.
AUGGUUGCUUCCACACUCCUCAGUACUGGCAACGGCACUCGCGUUCUCCCACCGCCGACUGAGUUGAUCAUCGAGGGCGCAAGCGCAUUCGAAGCAAUUCCAAUCAUAGACCUGGCGCAGGAGAACAGGACGCUGCUUGUGGAGAAGAUCCGGGAGGCGUGCCUCAAGGUCGGGUUUUUGUACAUCAAGAAUCAUGGCAUCCCUCAGUCCACGAUCAACGCAACUCUGAAUGAAGCACACCGAUUUUUUGACCUCCCCCUCACUUCCAAGCAGGCAUUGGAUAUCCAUCUCUCCCCUGCGUUCAAGGGGUAUACCGCUUUGCUAGGGGAGAAUUCAGACCCCGCAAACCGAGGCGAUCUCCACGAAGGAUUCGAUGUCGGGAGUGAAUCUGAGCAGGGAGAGAUGCGAGGCAACGUUUGGCCCCCCGAGACCGAGCUACCAGGAUUCAAGGAAAAGGUGAUGGAGUACUAUGAUGCCGUCCUAUCCCUAGGCAGGCGGCUCUUCCCUCUGUUCGCUCUGUCCCUGUCCCUCCCAGAAGACUUCUUCGACGACAAGAUACUCCAUCCCGCUGCGAUUAUGCGCCUUCUGCACUACCCCUCUCAGACAGGCCCCACCGACGACCGUAUCCUCGGGAUCGGCGCACACACUGACUACGAGUGCUUCACCCUGCUCUAUCAAGACAUCGUCCCCGCGCUGCAGGUGCUCAACGCUGCGGGCAAGUGGGUCUCUGCGCCACCCAUCGAGGGCACAUUCGUGUGCAACUUAGGAGACCAGUUUGCCAGGUGGACGAAUGAUGUGUAUGUCAGCACCGUCCAUAGGGCGAUCAACAGGACGGGCCAGGAGAGGUACUCGAUACCGUUCUUCUUUGGGACGGACUAUGAUGUCAAGCUUGAGGCGCUUCCCAGCUGUGUUAGCGAGGACAGACCGGCCAGGUAUGAGGUCGUCACCGCUGGCGAGUAUGUGAAGUCCAGGCUGGAAGAGACAUACGCCCAGUCCAAGUAGAUUUACAGGCUCAUCAUUGCCCUUUUACUUUCAAAACCCAAGAAAAUUCAUUCCAUCCGUAAAUAUGUAACCAAUAAAUGACUCCCCACUAAAGCUACAUAAUAC